CUUAAUGUUUGGUUAGGCGUGCGGAAUGAACAUUUACGUGAGGUUAAAAAUUAAUAACACACAUUUCCAUUUAUACAAAGUUUACUUUAAGAAAUCAUAAAAAUACUGACAUGCAUAGAUUCCUUAAACUUCAGGGAACAUAUUUCUAUAAGUAUUCACGCGAGUCAUUCAGUACACUUAACACAAGUGCAAAUUCCUGCUUCUUAUGUAAACUAAACAAUAUAUGUAAAGGUACAUUUAGGUAUAAUUCUUCAAACCCAAACCCAAGCUUAAAAAUUAGGAAACCUAGAAAACGAAACAAAAAGGAGUAUGCUGAGCUGCUAAUAGUUACAGAUAAUUCAUCAUGUCAGCGUAGAGCAAAUGUAAAAAAAUUAACCUUUAGUGAAUUAGAAUUACUAGCAAGCACAAAUUUAAAUUUAAGCGAACUUCACAAACUCAAGGAAAUCUUACAGAAUCCAACAGUAGCCAAUGAAUAUAGUUACAAUAACUUGAACAUUAUUGAUAACCUUCCAUCAACAAGUACAAGCAACAUUGAUUUUGUUAAUAUAAAUUCAGGAGAAAAGAUUGAGAAGACUGUUAAUCUGACUGUUCCUGAACACCUGGUUUCUCAAAAUGUACCAUCUAAAGAUAUACCAACAACAUCACAGGGAGACACAACAUCCACCAAUGAAACAUUCAAUACUUUUUUUCGACAGCCACUACCAGCUGCAGAUAUAAUAGAUAAAAUGAAUGAAAGUGAUACAGCUGAGUGUUCAGCAGAAGAAGAGGAACUCGAAAGCAUAAAGGCUGUUAAUACAUUAUUUCAACCAGAAGUAACAGAUGAGCAGAUAUCAGAAGUAGAGGAAGUAAAAGAUCCUCCAGAUAAACGUUUUGUAAGAAUAGGUAUAGAUCGUAAUCGCAAAAAGGAAAUAGCUACAAAAUCUGUGGCAGCUUACAUAGAAGUAUGUGGACAUUUAAAGAAUCCUCAGCGUGGUUUAACUGCGCUUAAUUUUCAUAGGGUUAAGAGCAGAAAACUCAAUAGUAGAAAUUAUAUACCAAUAAAAAGCAAGAAAGUGUACAAUACUCUCUUGAGAGCUUUCGCACACAAAGGCGAUUUUCAUAAGAUCAAAGAAGUUUUAGAGAUCAUGCAAGAGGAGCACAUUAACUUGAACAUUCAUAGCUAUGUAGCUAUCUUUGAAUGCAUUGCUAGAAAUAAACUUGAAAAUUAUCAGAAAGAGUUAGAGAAGUUUGUGAAACAAGCUUCUGCACAAGGCAUCACCUUUGAUAAUAUAAUGAAUGAAGGAGUAUUUUUAAAUAAUGAGAGAGAGCUGGUUUUAAAAGCGAUAAAUCAUAUUAAUCCAAAGUACAAGCCAAAAUAUAAUAACCCUACGGUUUUGUAUAACAAUAAUUUAGUCAAUCAUUUAAAUAAUUCGGAGCAAGAACAACCAUUUGCUACGACCGAUCAGGAAUGUGAUGGACUUUUUACUCCUUCAGCUCUUAUGGAUCGAAUUGAAAAGCAGAUCCGCAUGGAAAAAGAUGGAUAUGUCACAAUUCGAAGUAUUGUUAGUAAAACUAAAGUAAGUGACGAAGUGGAAAGGCAUCGCAAAUCCUUAGAAGAACACUAUAAAAUGUGGGAAGAAGAAGCACUUAAAGCUUUUAACAGAGACUUAGCAACUCUAACAGCGCAAAGAAGUGCAAUAAAUAUGGAACCUUACAUAAGAUCCAUACCGGCUAAAGAUUGCAUAGCUAUAAUUGUAGAAGAAGCAAAAAAGAUGUCUCAAGGAUCUGAAACCUACAGUCCAACUGUCAGUAUGCUCUACAAAGAACUAGGAAGUAAAGUUUAUGCGAGAUAUAAAAUAAUUUGUAAGCAGAAAAAUGGGGUUUUAGAUAAAGUUACUAAUAUCCAUAAAACUUACUGUAAUAAUUACGCAAAUACUCACAAAUCUCUAGAUAUUUUACCCGAGAAAGAAGUUACAGUGAAUCCCAGACAAAUUUGGCAAUGGAUCGAUCAUAGUUUAAAAAGUAAAGGUGCUACACUUGAGAUGGAUCAUCAGCAAUGGGCACCAGCAGUUUUAACUUUCAUAGGAAAAUUUUUAUAUCACAUUGUUAUGUACGAUAUCAAAGUCGAUGUUAAUGUUUUAAGGAAUACCAAACAUAAAAAUUACUUACCAGCUUUUUAUACAAUAUUUAGAAAUCAAGGAAGAUUGGUUAAAGAAGAAGUGAAACCGCAUCCUGUUUUGUCUAAACUAUAUCGACAAUCUAAUCCAGAAACUUUGACAUUUCCUACCUACGAAGUUCCUAUGGUGUGCCCACCUAUACCUUGGAUAUCUACAGAUAUAGGUGGGUAUUUAGUAUCCCCUUGUGACGUGAUCAGGCUGCCUACUCAGGCGACUAGUCAGAAAGGGAGACUCAAUGAAGUUGGAUCGCAACAACUUUACCCAAGCUUAGAUGCUCUGAAUCAAUUGGCGUCAGUUCCAUGGAAGGUUAAUACCAAAAUUUUAGAUGUGAUAUUAGAAGUAUUUAAUAAUGGUGGAUCGUCAAGCUUAGAUGUUCCUGAACCGACGUCUUCAUUAAUACCACCACCAAUUGCCACUCCUGAAAUGGAUAAGACCGAAAGAUACCAUUUAUUUAAACAAAGAAUGCAAUAUAGACGGAAAAAAGCUGAAAUGUAUUCCUUGUGGUGUGAUUGUUUGUACAGAUUAUCUUUGGCGAAUCAUUUUCGUAAUACAAUUUUUUGGUUACCUCAUAAUAUGGACUUCAGAGGAAGAGUUUAUCCCGUACCGCCACAUUUGAAUCAUUUAGGUUCCGAUCUGGCUCGAUCUAUGCUUAUUUUUGCCGAACCUCGACCUCUCGGACCUCAUGGACUUGAUUGGAUAAAAAUUCAUCUUAUUAAUUUGACUGGAUUGAAGAAGAACGAUUCUGUUAAAGAAAGGUUAAAAUAUGCGAAUGACAUACUACCAGAAAUCCUUGAUUCUGCUGACAAACCAUUAACAGGUCGACGUUGGUGGGCUCAAUCGGAUGAACCGUGGCAGACUCUUUCCUGUUGCAUAGAAAUCGCCGAUAUUGUACGUUCUUCAGAACCCGAAAAGUUUUUAAGUCAUUUUCCAAUUCAUCAAGACGGUAGUUGUAAUGGUUUACAACAUUAUGCUGCUCUCGGAAGGGAUAGUAGUGGAGCUUACAGUGUAAAUUUAGCUCCGUCGGAGAAACCUCAGGAUGUUUAUAGCGCAGUAGUAAAAUUGGUUGAACAGCAGAGGGUUUGUGAUGCCGAAAAUGGGUUAGAGAUUGCCAAAGUUCUAGAAGGUUUUAUUAAAAGAAAGGUCAUUAAGCAGACCAUCAUGACAACAGUAUAUGGCGUCACUCGAUACGGUGCUAGACUUCAAAUUGCUAGACAGUUAAAAGAUAUUGAUAAAUUUCCAAAGGAACAUGUCUGGGCGGCAUCUUCAUACCUUACAGGCAGAACUUUCGAUUCUUUAAGAACGAUGUUUACAUCAACGAGAGAAAUUCAAGACUGGUUCACGGAAUGUGCAAGACUCAUAUCAUCAGUUGGGUCUCAGCACGUCGAAUGGGUUACACCCCUAGGUUUACCUAUUGUACAGCCAUAUUUUAAGUACAGAAAAAUAUCCACGAGCUCAUCCACUAGUUAUGACAAUUAUAUUAUGGACAAAUAUGAAAAACCAAAUGUGAUGAAGCAGAAGAACGCUUUUCCACCUAAUUUUAUCCAUUCAUUGGAUUCUAGUCAUAUGAUGUUAACAUCCCUUCAUUGUGAACGAGCUGGUAUUACUUUUGUCUCCGUUCAUGACUGCUAUUGGACACAUCCGUCAACUGUACAUAUCAUGAAUAAGAUCUGCAGGGAACAAUUUGUUGCGCUUCAUUCCGAACCAAUCUUAGAAGACCUUUCGAAUUUUUUAUGGGAAAAGUUUAGUUACGGACAAAGUGAUUUUACUGAUGACGGAUCUGUGGUUGAUCUUACUAAGAAGAAAUUAAACAGAGUGUUACGACAAUUGCCCAAAACAGGAGAUUUUGACAUUAAUCAAGUAUUAAAAUCUGUUUACUUUUUUAGUUAAUUGUUUAGUUAUUUUGUUAAAUUCUAAUAAAAGUGUAGUACUUUGUUAA
Diabrotica balteata is the source of this 4092-nucleotide messenger RNA. Lineage: Eukaryota; Metazoa; Arthropoda; Insecta; Coleoptera; Chrysomelidae. The record is from the annotation of a GenBank genome assembly.